AUGUUUGUUCGAUACGGAUCUGAUCUGCUUGCGACUGCGAUACCAAGACGAAGAUCGAAAUUUGCGUGUUUGGAGAAGGGCGAUGCGAUGUUUGGAUAUGGGGCUGGGCAGAGAAUCCCAGGACCGGCGGAUCAUUUGGCUGCUGUGCUAAAUACUGGACAUCCACAUCUAGUAUAUGGCACAUACUCAAGGGUAGAUCUUAGAUUCUCAUUGGAAUAUCAGGAAUAUGUCAAGGCUGCUGGCCCUCCCCCCCACACUGCAGUCUCAAAGUGGUUUUGUCUGAGACUGUUGAUUGCGGACAAGUAUGUAGGUAUCUGGGCACUGAAACAUAGGUAA
Botrytis fragariae is the source of this 336-nucleotide messenger RNA. RefSeq lists its product as uncharacterized. The transcript has 3 exons. The record is from RefSeq and is a predicted model, not a curated record. Bases 1 to 336 code for a protein of 111 amino acids. NCBI's taxonomy places the organism in Eukaryota, Fungi, Ascomycota, Leotiomycetes, Helotiales, Sclerotiniaceae.